Molecule: messenger RNA, 1912 nt
Organism: Bactrocera latifrons
Lineage: Eukaryota; Metazoa; Arthropoda; Insecta; Diptera; Tephritidae
Gene: qm
Product: geranylgeranyl pyrophosphate synthase
Exons: 7
Coding region: 173-1174 (333 amino acids)
Biological process (GO): isoprenoid biosynthetic process
Molecular function (GO): prenyltransferase activity
Source: RefSeq, a predicted model, not a curated record
UUGUCAAAGAAUCACUUUUACUCCAUAUAUUUCUUUGCAUUAUUUUCUUCGGUCUACAAUCUGUUCCAAGCAGACAAGUGUUGUCUGACAAGUCGAUCAGUCGUGUAAAAAUUAAGUGUUCUUAACACUCGCUAAAUCAGUGUACUUAUUUAAGUUAUUUCAUCGUUCAUAAAUGCCAGUCAUGAAUAACAUGGAAGAAUUGUGCUCUAUACUCGCGAAAACGCGUGAUCCAUCAGCGCAAAAAGAACAGGAUGAGAUUCUGUUGCAGCCUUUCGCCUACAUACAACAGAUACCAGGCAAACAAUUUCGCUCUGAAUUGGCCUUGGCAUUCAAUCAUUGGCUAAAUAUUCCGGCUGAGAAAUUACACCAGAUUGGCGAAAUAGUGCAAAUGCUGCACAAUUCCAGUUUAUUAAUUGAUGAUAUUGAAGACAAUUCAAUACUUCGCAGAGGUGUUCCCGUAGCGCAUUCGAUUUACGGAGUGCCCAGCACCAUCAAUGCGGCGAAUUAUGUGCUCUUCCUGUCGCUACAAAAGGUGCAACAGUUGGGACAUCCAGAGGCUACCAAUGUCUACACGGAACAACUGUUGGAGCUGCAUCGUGGUCAGGGCAUGGAGAUUUAUUGGCGCGAUAACUUCACUUGUCCAUCCGAAUCGGAUUACAAGCUAAUGACCAUACGCAAAACGGGUGGUCUAUUCAUGCUUGCCAUACGUUUGAUGCAACUGUUCAGCGAGAAUAAGGAGGACUUCACCAAGCUGACCGCCAUACUGGGCYUGUAUUUUCAGAUACGCGAUGACUAUUGCAAUCUCAGCUUGAAGGAGUAUACACAAAAUAAAAGCUUCGCUGAGGACUUGACCGAGGGGAAAUUCGGUUUUCCCGUUAUACAUGCUGUACGYUCGCAGAAACAUGAUAAGCAGGUUUUGCAUAUUCUGCGUCAACGCACUCAGGACAUAGAGGUUAAGAAAUACUGCAUUGGUUUGCUCGAGAAGUUGGGUAGCUUUCAAUAUACGCGUGAAGUAUUGGAAUCGCUCGACACGGAAGCGAGAGCCGAGGUCGCACGUCUGGGCAGCAAUCCCUACAUGGACAUGUUGCUGAACAAGUUGUUGUCUUGGAAAUCCAAUGAGAAUCACACCAAUCACAAUGAUUUGCCAUCGCCGAGCAAUCACAACAGCAAUUAACAACCAAAGAGGCAAAAGAGGGAAACCUGAAUUAACGCAACGGUUAAUUCCACGCCCCCUUUUGCUGCUAAGAGUGAAAUGAAUCUGAUCGAAGUUUUUUUGCAAAAACUUAAUAUUUUUUAAACUAUUCAACAAGCGCCUAUUAAAWCCUAGAUUAAAUCUUAAUUUAACAUUAUCAUAUUUACACCAACAAACACACGGAAAGCAAAAACGUGGAGUAGUAGCAUGCGAUCCACAACUUCUGRUACACUCAAGCGCCUAAAAUAGAUUUGUAAACCAAAAUAGUUAUAUACAUACAAACAGAGUUGCAUUCUCGAACUAACAAAACUUGCCGCACGGGCCAUGUAAAUACUAAUAUAGAAAAUAAGCGGGCUUCAAAAAAUGUAUUGUUGUUCGACAUUAUGUAUUUCGAUUUUUUGAAUAAUUUUUGAAAUAACGGCAUUUUGUGAAUUCGGAUAUAUUUUGUAUAAUUUUAAGUAGUAAUUUUUUUUUUGUAUUUUUGUUAUUAUAUUGUGUAGUAGUAUUAAGUUUUGAGUCCAUUUACAUAAAACACUUAUUUUGCGCUGUUUCUGAGGAAAAGUUUGUGAGCAAAAUUUGAAUAUGCAAUUUGUUAAGGCAUUUCGAUUCUACAUAACAUACACAUAUAUUGUUGUAAUGCGUGUUACAUUUUUAAUAAUACUUGUUGAAACCAUAUUGAUUGUAAGCAAAAUAAUUCCAAUUCUCUUUAAGUACUCGCGU